UUCUGAAAACGUGCGAAACUCGAACUGAAUUUCGUCAGUAGACGACAGGACAUAUCCCCAUAAACGAAUCAACGACGGCAAAAUCUAGACAUUCACACGACAUCACCUCUGUUUGUUUUUGUUUUGUUUUGUUUGUUUUGUACUUCAAGUUAGAUAUUGUUGUUUACCAUCAGACGAUUACGAAGGUUUAUCGGAGACGUACUACCGUGUACGCUUCUUCAGAAGCACCAUCUUCGCUGUGUCUCAGUUGUGUGAUACGCAGACAAUGGUGGUCUCAUGGGCUACGGCCGCUUAUACACUGAAUCAGCUUCCUUUAUGUUUUGCUGUUGUCGCUGGAGAUAUUGCUGCAUCAACAUCUAGAUAUAAUACCAAUAUCUCGCAAGAAUACAGUCCAAAGUGGAGAAGAUUUGGUUUCCAUCUGACUGAAAAGCACUCGAGCAUUCGAACUCUUGUCGCGGAGUCAAACAAAGUAUCGUCGUUGCAAACCCAUCAGGGAACUUGGGAAGAUCCUGACGAUGGCAGUGGCAGUGAAUAUGACGAAGACGAUGAGGACGUGGAAGAGAAUGACUUGGACAUUGAAAGUGACUGGGAAGAAGAGAAGGAAGCUCCUGCAGCUGCUAGUGUUCAGAAGUCUCAGAAGGACAAGUAUAAAGAGGAACUUGUAAAAGAGGUUGAACAGCUUUUAGGACCAGAAGAAAGGGCAAUCUUGCAGAAGUCUGCAACUCCCGAUUUGGGAAAAAUAUCGACAGUAGCAAAAUGGAAUCCGCUCCAUGCUCUUGCACUAUCAGGACAAAUUCCUUUCAUGGACAAACUACUUGAACAAGGCAUAGAUAUCAAUGUUAUUGAUCAGGACGGACUAACCGCCCUUCACACAGCAAUUAUCGGCAGAAAGGAUGUUGUUACCAGCCAUCUUUUGAGAAAAGGUGCGAGUCCUCAUGUCAAAGAUAGGGAUGGUGCUACACCUCUUCAUUAUGCUAUUCAAGUUGGUGCCAUGCACACUGUGAAGUUAUUACUUAAAUACAAGGUUGAUCUCAAUGUUGCAGAUAAUGAGGGGUGGACUCCAUUGCACGUUGCUGUGCAGAGUAGAAAUAGAGAUAUAGUGAAGGUUUUAUUACUGAACGGCGCAGAUAAGAACAGAAGAAACAAGGAUGGAAAAACACCUCUGGAUCUGGCCUUUUGUUAUGGCAAAGAUUUCAAUUCUUAUGACCUUGCCCGUUUACUUAAGGUUGUGCCGGAAAAUAGAGAUCUUUGAUGCGCGGGCUCUUGCUGU
Morus notabilis is the source of this 1270-nucleotide messenger RNA. RefSeq names its product ankyrin repeat domain-containing protein EMB506, chloroplastic. The record is from RefSeq and is a predicted model, not a curated record. Lineage: Eukaryota; Viridiplantae; Streptophyta; Magnoliopsida; Rosales; Moraceae. Bases 266 to 1252 code for a protein of 328 amino acids. Gene Ontology annotation, molecular function: chloroplast targeting sequence receptor activity; protein binding. Gene Ontology annotation, cellular component: chloroplast outer membrane. The transcript has 8 exons. Gene Ontology annotation, biological process: protein targeting to chloroplast.